This is a messenger RNA of Trichoderma atroviride IMI 206040, 1080 nucleotides long. RefSeq lists its product as uncharacterized. Gene Ontology annotation, molecular function: alternative oxidase activity. Gene Ontology annotation, cellular component: mitochondrion. Gene Ontology annotation, biological process: alternative respiration. The record is from RefSeq and is a predicted model, not a curated record. NCBI's taxonomy places the organism in Eukaryota, Fungi, Ascomycota, Sordariomycetes, Hypocreales, Hypocreaceae.
AUGACUUACACUCAAACCGAAGCCCCUAGGCAGGCAGUCAAGCUUGCCAAAGUCGUGGUCAACAGCCACGCGACUUACAGACUCGCUGCACAACCAGCACUGACACGAAGACUGGGCUGCACCAGCCGGGCCACAGCUCCUUCAUACCAUCUCUACAGCCAGACAAUUCGAGCGUUCUCGACGACGCCAGUCUCCCAAUUAAAGGACAUCUUCCCCGCCAAAGACACCGCUCACAUCAAGACCACGCCGGCAGCAUGGCCUCACCCCGGCUACUCAAUGGAAGAGCUCCGUCAAGUAGUGCCGGAACAUCGCCCGCCUCGAGGAUUUGGUGAUUGGGCUGCGUGGAAGAUUGUGCGGUUUGCGAGAUAUUUCAUGGACAAGGCUACGGGCAUGGAUAGAAAGCAGCAGGUCGAUAAGAAGCACCCAACGACGGCGGUCGAGGCCGAAAAGCCACUAACAGAGGCUCAAUGGCUUGUCAGAUUCGUUUUCCUUGAAAGCAUUGCUGGAGUUCCAGGCAUGGUGGGUGGCAUGCUUCGCCACCUGAGGAGUCUCCGCGGCAUGAAGCGCGAUAAUGGCUGGAUUGAGACGCUCUUGGAAGAAAGCUACAACGAACGAAUGCAUCUCUUGACAUUCAUGACCAUGUGCGAGCCCGGACUCUUCAUGAAGCUCAUGAUCAUCGGAGCCCAGGGUGUAUUCUUCAACAGUCUUUUUGUUGCCUAUCUUCUACACCCCAAGAUUGUGCAUCGAUUUGUUGGAUACUUGGAGGAAGAAGCAGUCCACACUUAUACGCGGGCUAUUCAUGAAAUCGAAGAGGGCCACUUGCCUCGGUGGACGGACCCGAAGUUUCGAAUUCCUGAUAUUGCAGUUCAAUACUGGCACAUGCCUGAAGGUCACCGCACUAUGAAGGAUCUAAUCCUGUAUAUUCGAGCCGACGAGGCAGGCCACAGAGGUGUCAACCACACCUUGGGUAACCUCAACCAGGCUGAGGAUCCUAACCCUUUUGUCAGCAAAUUCAAAGACAGGGAGGUUCCCAAGCCUGCACUCAAGCCUCAAGGCUAUGAGCGUGCGGAUGUGAUUUAA